UGCCACUCUCUCUCCUUGUGGAGGGUGACUGCAAAUUAUUUUUUAGCAGAGCAUAAGCCGGUCUAAUGACCAGCUUUUAUCAAAGGGGCAUGCAGGGGCGGACUGACAACUCAUGCAGGCCCCCGGGCAAUAGGGGAUCAUGGGGCCCCUGUGUCCUUGGCCAAACUCAAAAAAGCCUAUGAAAAUGGUACCAGGGGCAUCUCAUGGGGCCCCCUAUUGACCCCAGGCCCUCGGGCAGUGCCCGAGUUUCCAAUUGGUCAGUCCGCCCCUG
Staurois parvus is the source of this 271-nucleotide messenger RNA. Lineage: Eukaryota; Metazoa; Chordata; Amphibia; Anura; Ranidae. The record is from the annotation of a GenBank genome assembly.